Messenger RNA from Eucalyptus grandis, 1888 nucleotides. RefSeq lists its product as uncharacterized. The coding region runs from base 1 to 1518 and encodes 505 amino acids. The record is from RefSeq and is a predicted model, not a curated record. Gene Ontology annotation, cellular component: chloroplast envelope. The transcript has 14 exons. NCBI's taxonomy places the organism in Eukaryota, Viridiplantae, Streptophyta, Magnoliopsida, Myrtales, Myrtaceae.
AUGAAAUCGAUGGGCACCAUCUCCACCUGCUUCGCCCUGCCCCCGGCCCCACCUCUCGCUUCCGCUCCCUCUCCCUCCGGCCGCCCCCACCUGCUUCUUCCCCAGGAGGGCUCCGCCGGCCCCGCGGCGGUGAGGGCGGCCGCCGACGUGACGGCCCCGGGCGCCCGCCCCGGGGGCGUCGUCGAGAGCGACAGGCUGCCGUCCGACGUGAGGAAGCGGGCGAUGGAGGCCGUGGACUCGUGCGGCCGGAGGGUCACGAUCGGGGACGUCGCGAGCCGGGCAGGGCUCAAGGUGAACGAGGCUCAGCGGGCGUUGCAGGCGCUUGCUGCCGACACCGAUGGCUUCUUGGAGGUUUCAGACGAAGGUGAUGUCUUGUAUGUAUUUCCAAAGGAUUAUCGUGCAAAACUUGCGACUAAGUCAUUGAGGAUAAAAAUUGAACCUUGGCUUGAUAAGGCAAAGGCUGCUGCUGAGUAUCUAGUGAGAGUUUCUUUUGGGACAGCCCUAAUUGCUUCAAUAGUUGUUGUCUAUACUACCAUUAUUGCUUUAAUCUCAAGCAGAAGUGAGGAAGAUAACCGAGGAAGACGUGGAGGCAGAUCAUAUGACUCUGGAUUUUCAUUUUACAUCAGUCCAACUGAUUUAUUUUGGUAUUGGGAUCCAUAUUACUAUAGGAGACGACGGUUACAAGUAGACGAUGACAGAAUGAACUUCAUUGAAUCUGUUUUCUCUUUUGUAUUUGGCGAUGGUGAUCCAAAUCAAGGAAUUGAAGAAGAAAGGUGGAAGUUGAUUGGUCAAUAUAUUUCAUCUAAUGGUGGUGUUGUUGCGGCUGAAGAACUUGCUCCUUAUCUUGAUGUAGAAAAGACAACAGAUAUGAGUGAUGAAUCAUACAUCCUACCUGUACUUUUGCGUUUUGAUGGACAGCCAGAAAUUGAUGAAGAGGGAAACAUUCUGUAUAGAUUUCCAUCUCUGCAGCGCACAGCUUCUUCCCAGCGAACUGGAAGGAAAGAAUAUGUGGGUAGGAAAUGGACUGAUUGGGUUGGUGGAGUACAAAAGUUCUUCGAAGAAAGGAAAUGGCAGUUUAGUAAAGCUAGUGCAUCAGAGAGAGCAAUGGUUAUUGGAUUGGGCGGGCUUAAUCUUUUUGGUGUUAUCAUUCUUGGGACGAUGUUAAAGGAUUACACUACUCUACCAAGUGGGUUCAUUAAGUUUGUUGCUGACAUAUUUCCCUUGCUUCAGAUCUAUGCUGGUUCAUUUUUUGCAAUUCCGGUGAUCCGUUGGUUGCUCCUGCGCAAGAGGAAUGGUGAAAUUGAGAGAAGAAACCAAACCAGGCUAAAGUUUGCUCAAGCACUUGAAUUGCCAGAUAUUUCAUUGAGACGGAAGCUUUUAAGUGCUCGGGAGAUGGCACAAAGAACAUUCAUCGGACAGGAUCGGAUUGUCUAUAGCACUGACAAGGACUUUAUCGAGCAAGACUAUGAUGCCCGUGACUGGGAAAGGAGGUUUCGAGAGAAUGAGAAAUCGGAGUAAAGACAGAUUCUGAAGUUCGUUCAUCAUGCACAGUAAGUCCAUACUCGAUUGAUACAGGAGGAGAGCGGAUGAAAGCACGUCGUGGUUGCCGAGGAAUUUGCGUAAUGGCUUGCAUUCUCCGCGUAGGAAACGCCCCACCCACACCAUAUAUUUUUUGUACCUGUGAUAUGUCACCUGGCGAUCUUGGGCCAAUGUUGGCUCCUGGAUGGGCUGCUUACACAGUGACCUGCCAAUUGCCAGUGUGGUGGUCUGUAUCUCGAUAAAAUUAAAUGUUAGUUUGGGCCUUUUGUAUGUUAGCGAUAAAUGCACUAAAAGUUUUAGAAUUUCUAAUGAAAAUAUAAUCAAAUUCUAAAAUUUUCAGAAUGUGCAA